AUGAGCGGCGCGAAUCACGUGCUGCAGCGCGGAAGGGCGGGAGAAUUCGAUACCGAAGACCAGUGGAUGAAACUCCUCGAAACCCAAAUUCCAGAAUUCGACGCGAUUUUGCGACAAAACAAUGUGCUGAAAACCGCGAUUCACGUCUUCUACGAAUCGAUUCCCACCAAAAUCCAAGACUUCCCCGCGGCAAAUCCCGAGUUGAUGGAUUGGGCGACCGAAAAACUCCUCAAUGAAACCUCCGAAACUCCCGCGGUUUGUUUGUUCUGCGGAAAUCCAUAUUCCGACGUGACCAACACGAGCGAAGCCGCGGGAUUUGUGUGCAAUUGUUGUUCGUAUUCCCGCGGGAAUCGCCUGAUUGGAUUGUGGGUCGAUUUGUUCGUCGAUUUGCAGUGGAAAACAGGCGAGAAGGGGAGUGUGUGGAACAUUGUGCUGAUGGACUGGUUCUGGGUGCUGCGAUGUCGCGCCGAUGUCGUCGCGGAAGCGGCGUUUCAUAAACCGAAACGAAUUCGAUUGGUGGAAGAGGACUGCGCUCUCCGGUUUCACACGAUAAAGGAGUCAGAGCAGCAGAAGGAAGCGGUUUGUAAAAUAUGCGGGAACACUGGGAAUGACUCGGACUUCAAGUUCUGCAAUUGUUGCAACAAGGGAUUUCAUAAGAGCUGCUUGAAUGGUCAACCGUCGAGUGAACCGACUGGAAGCCUCGCAGAUGGCAGUGAAGGGCAGGAGAAAUGGUUCUGUGAAGAGUGCACUACAAGAUCAAAAACGCUUGUGUUUAAUCGGGUUAAUUAG
Molecule: messenger RNA, 789 nt
Organism: Blastocystis hominis
Lineage: Eukaryota; Bigyra; Opalinata; Blastocystidae
Exons: 7
Coding region: 1-789 (262 amino acids)
Source: RefSeq, a predicted model, not a curated record